This is a messenger RNA of Lingula anatina, 3427 nucleotides long. RefSeq lists its product as uncharacterized. Lineage: Eukaryota; Metazoa; Brachiopoda; Lingulata; Lingulida; Lingulidae. The record is from RefSeq and is a predicted model, not a curated record.
CUCAGUGUGGUGAAUGUAAAUUUUUGAAAUUAAGGGAGUGGUUAUUGCCCUUUUGUUUUUGUUCUAUUAUACACAAGAAAUUAGAUUGUUCUAAUUUACCAGAACCUCCUAAUGUGCUUCGGUGACAUCUUUAACAUCAACCGUGUUUACACAGUUCAACGGCAGAUUCAUUGCACUUGAACCACGGCAUGACGGGUCUCACAAGACUGUUUUUGAUAUAAACUAAAAUCACCCCAGCUGCAUGCAGCCCACCAAGGAAACUGUGGCAUUCCAGUAAAAAAAAGGGGCACACUGGCUGUCUACCUGGAGCGGCGUUACUUAAGCCAAGAAGACAGUGACUUUUUUCAGCUAGUUACGUCAGAUAUUGGCUUUUUCUUACAAAAAGCAACAGUUGACAGUGUCCUGGUCUUUCCUCCAGUAGACAACUAUCAUCGUUUAUUAAUUCACAAAGCUACAGAAGAUUUCCAAGAUUUGUGUAGUUUUUCAAUAGGAGAAGGAGAAGACAGGAGAACUACUGUCUGUCACCAACUCACAGUACUGAGGGGCUUUCAGAUGGAGAAUGACAGAAUUGCGAAAGUACAAGGCAGAGACAAAAAGAACAGUAAACCUGCAAGUGAAGAUUUUCCAGUAGAACAGUCCAAGACUAGAAACAGAACCUCAUCAGAAUCUCCACUGUCACAGAGAAGGAAAAAUAAGGAUGAUGAAAAGAAGAGAACAAGAACAAAGCGACCAGAAGUGCAAGUUUAUGUACCAAGAGGGAGACGUACACAAGAUGUUUCACCUUUACCAACUGAUAUAGAUAAUCAGCUUCAUUGGCAAGCUACACAUGCUUCUAGGGAAAAUUCUCGGGAGAAUGUGCCUACCCAACAACGUGUAAAAACCUUGGAGGAUGCAGCAGAAAGUGAGACUGCAGCAUUUCAAGUACCACAACUUGGUAGAUCCCGGAAAUCAAGACCUAGUGCUCAGGUAUAUGUACCUAGACAAAGAAGGCAGCAAGCACAAGAUGCUUCUUCAGAAGAUGGUAUUAAAGUUGAUACAACAGAUGAAACUAAUGAAACUAGACCAGUUGAAGAACCCAAAGGGGGAAAUGCUAUAGCUGUGCAAGACAAACCCAUUAAAUCUGAAAAUGAAAGAAAUUUUGGAGAAAGUUCAAGUGGAAUAUCUGUGAUCAAUUCAUAUGACAAAAAUGACUCUUUAAGAGAAUUAGAACUGACAAAAUUAAAAACCUGUAAGCACAAAAAACAUAAACAUAAUUCAAAAUCAGAGGAUAAUCUCUCAAAUUCCCUAGUUGGUGAAGAAAAGGGAAACAGAAAAAGGAAGUUGAAUAACAAACACAAACAGCACUCCAGGUCGCCAUUAGAACAUUCUGGGAAAAUGGAAGCAUCUCCUGUCGAAAGAAGAAGUCCAAUCAAUCAAACUGUGGAUGAUGAGUUUAGUUCAACAUCUGAUGGCAAAAAUGCAUUGCCAUUAGUACAAAAGGAGGAUGUAGUAUGUAAUGAGUUGGAGUUACCUACAUCUCUAAACAAGGGUGAAACCUCCACAGUGGAAAUGCUAUUAAAUUCAAGUAACAUAAACGAAGAUGACAAGGACAAAGAUGUUGAUGUACAGUCAGAUGUACAUAUAGGAGAAACACUUAAAGGGGCAGAAUCUUCGGACUCUGUGUAUAGUGAUGCACAGCAGAGUGUCCAGGGUGAGACUGAUCAUGUAGAAAUGGAACAGCCUUGUGCCCAAAGAUUGGAGGAGGAAACAACUGUCUUGCUUAUGAAUUAUUCAGGGUCUGAAGAGAAUACUCUUAUAGAGGGGGAGUCCUUACCAGUAGACUUAAGGGGGGAAACGGUUCACUUUCAACAGUCAACAGAUUGUUUAACAGAGGAAAAUGUUAAUAAAGAGGAAACCAUAUCAAAUACAUGCAGGGACACAUACCACAAUGGGGUUUGCUCUGAGGAAACAACUCAGGAACUUCAAAAAGAAGAUGAAGUAUUAGAAAUGAAAAAUGAACCAAUUCCUGAACACAUUAAUGAAACAAAUAGAAUGCCAACUGAAAUAAACAAUAUAAAUAAAGUAGAAUUCUCAGAAAAAGAUGAUCUUAUAGACAAGAAUUGUACUAACCCAAUAUCUGACAAAUCUUUACAUGAAGAAAAUCUGUUGGUAACUACAUGUAAUACCAGUUAUGUCAGUGAAGAAAAUGUAGAACAAACUCAAGAUGAAGAUGAAGAAGAAGCUGAAGAUUCAUGGGAUAAAAUGUUUGAUGAUGAUGGAGAGUGUCUAGAUCCUAAGUUAAUGGAGGAGUUGACCGUCGCAGUGGGGAAGGUGAAGGUACAAAAACCUCAGUUUGAUUACCUCAACUUCCAGCCUAAAGACCCAGAGUUGGACCAGGAGUUGUAUGGGCAUCUCAUAGAAAUAUAUGACUUCCCAAAAGAAUUUGAAACAAGGGAUCUUAUAACUGCAUUUCAGGCUUUUAUGAGUAGGGGGUUUGAUAUCAAGUGGGUUGAUGACACUCAUGCUAUAGGUGUUUUUGCAAGUGCUGUGGCAGCUCAGGAUGCUCUCUGCAUGACCCAUCCUCUCUUCAAAACACGUCCAGUUUCCCAGGCUACAAGGCAGACUAAAGUGAAGGCUAAGAGGUGCACUGAAUUUUUACAGCCAUACAAGCCCCGUCCAGAGACCACUGCUGCAGCUGCCAGGAGAUUGGUAGCAGGUGCCCUGGGGAUUGCCACCAAUGUGCCCAGAGAGAAAAGAGAACUAGAAAGAAAACAGCUGAAAGAAGCAAAAGAACGUAAACGGCAGCAGUCAAAACUCAAACGAGAUGCAUGGGAUGGCACAAUAGGAGGACGAUGUGCAAUGGACAUAGAAGACGACUGACCCAUGAUUGAAGCCAUAUUAGACAAUUUGAUUUCUUCAGAAAUCUAGCUUAACCUCAACCCUCUAGGUACCCCACCAGAUAUGCUAGAAAAAAGUUAUAUAUUAGUUACUGAAAUGCCAUCACUAGAACUUGAGUGAAAUACUUAUUCUGAACAUGGCUCAAUACACUUUUUUCCACUUAUUUAAAUUCUUUUUGAAAAUGGAAAUUUACAGAAAACGUAAUACCAAGUAUUGUUUGAAAAACCAUUUCUUGCUUUAAGUUUGCCCAUUAUAUUUUCUAUUUUAUGUUUUUAUAAAUACAGUGGGCAUUCCAUAACUUCAAUUAUAGAACAUCACAACUUUAAAAAGUUUUAAUUUGCAUUUUUUAAAUAUUUUUACUUGAUGGCAAUUUAGCUAAGUGUAUUUAAUAACUUGCUUUGUACUUGCUUAAAGAUCUUGUUAUGUGAAAUAUUUGGCAGUGCAAAAUAUUGACUUUUAAAUAUUUGAUGUAUUAAGGAUGUAAUGAUGCUCUUUAGCAGAAUCUAAACUUUUAAUAGAACUGAAAAAUAAAAAGAUUUUUUCUCCUUCA